AAGGCACGCAUAGCGCUGUGUGGUAACGGUGGCCGGCUGGUGCCAUACGCAGGGAAAAAGCGCAGCGGCGCCUGUGGCUGUAUAGCGCGUACGUCGGGCGCACACAGGCAGUGUGGGAGCGCGCAUUGGAGACGGAGCUGGCGGAGAUCGGGCGCUUCUUGUGAUUUUGUCGAUUUAACCCUUCGGCGAGCAGAGAGAAAGGGGAAAGUAAGGCGUGAAUAACGCGGGGAUGGUCCGGGGCGCCCCUCCUCAUCACGGCCUGUGAGAGACAUGCUGCCCGGGGCCCCGGACCCCCUGGAGAGUAGAAGGAGGAGGAGGGGGAAGCUGCCGGGCCCCGGGCUGUGGUGCUGGUGGCCAUUGCUUCUGUCCGUCCUCCUUCAGCAGCCGGAGAGGGCUCAGUCCGGACCUGGCCCAUCUACUGACCCGGGACUGAACUUGUACUUGAGCGAGGAGGAGGUGCGGCGUCUAAUCGGACUUGAUGCAGAACUGUAUUACAUAAGGAACGACAUAAUUAAUCACUAUGCUCUGUCCUUCAACCUUCUGGUGCCAAGCGAGACCAACAGCCUCCACUUUACUUGGCAUGCCAAGUCUAAGGUGGAGUAUAAAUUGGGAUUUCAGGUGGACAACCCAAUGGCCAUGACCAUGCCACUGACCAACAUCUCCAUGCAGGGGGAGGUCCCUUCCUCCUUAACUGUGUUUAGGGUUGAUCUUUACUGCUCAGGAAAAAUGGACUCGGAAGUCUUGUUUCUCAUGCAGCUGAACAUCACCAUCAGCUCUGCCAAAAACAUCACAGUUCUCAACUUUAAACGGAGGAAAAUGUGCUACAGGAAACUGGAGGACAUCAAGGUGCCCGUGCUCCAGGACAAAAACAACACCAGGAUUCAUUUUGAUCCUGUCAAUGUAGCCCCUACAACUUCAACACGUGUGUUCUACAUCAGCGUGGGUGUCUGCUGUGCAGUGAUUUUCCUGGUAGCCAUCAUUUUGGCAGUUCUGCAUCUCCACAGCAUGAAACGAGUGGAACUUGAUGACAGCAUGAGUGACAGCAGCAGUUCCCAGGGUCUCUCUCAGCCCUCGACGCAGACAACACAGUACCUCAGAGCGGACACCCCCAACAAUGCAACGCCUGUCACCAGCUCCUCAGGUUAUCCAACACUACGGAUCGAGAAGAAUGACCUGAAAAGUGUAACUCUUCAGGAAGCCAAGGCAAAGGUGAAGGACAUCGCCAUCUCUCGGGAGAGGGUCACUCUGAAGGACGUCCUGCAGGAAGGCACGUUUGGCAGAAUAUUCCAUGGAAUCCUAGUGGAUGAGAAAGAUCCGAACAAGGAGAAAGCGGUUUUUGUUAAGACUGUAAAAGAUCAGGCCUCGGAAGUUCAGAUCACCAUGAUGUUGACUGAAAGCUGCAAACUUCGAGGUCUGCACCAUAGGAACCUGCUGCCCAUUGGCCACGUGUGUACAGAAGAUGGCGAGAAGCCCAUGGUGCUGCUGCCUUAUAUGAACUGGGGCAACCUGAAACUGUUUCUUAGACAGUGCAAGUUGGUGGAAGCAAAUAACCCACAGGCCAUUUCCCAGCAAGAUCUUGUGCAUAUGGCCAUUCAGAUCGCCUGUGGGAUGAGUUACUUGGCGCGACGGGAAGUUAUUCACAAAGACCUUGCUGCUAGAAAUUGUGUGAUUGACGAGUCCCUUCAGGUAAAGAUUACAGACAACGCUCUCUCUCGAGACCUCUUCCCCAUGGAUUAUCACUGUCUCGGAGACAAUGAGAACCGACCUGUACGCUGGAUGGCUCUUGAGAGUCUAGUGAACAAAGAGUUCUCCAGUGCAGGGGAUGUGUGGGCUUUUGGCGUGACCCUGUGGGAGCUUAUGACACUGGGACAAACUCCAUACGUUGAUAUUGAUCCUUUUGAAAUGGCCGCAUACUUAAAAGAUGGCUACAGAAUAGCCCAGCCAAUCAACUGCCCUGAUGAGCUGUUUGCUGUCAUGGCCUGUUGCUGGGCCCUGGACCCAGAAGAAAGACCAAAGUUCCAGCAGUUAGUCCAGUGCUUGACAGAAUUUCACUCUGCCCUGGGAGCCUACGUAUGAGAGCCAAAGGCCAUUGGAUCACAGCCAGCUCACGGACUUGCCCCCCGCUGUACAAAGCUCACCCAACACACAGUGCCUUAGGAUUCUAUAUUAGUCGCUUUUUUUGUUUUGUUCUUUUUUGUAAAAUACUUUUAUAUUAAGUAUUUUAUAGUCAUUAGAUCACAUGUUUUGUGGAAUCGGACAGACGAACGCUACACGCAAGAUCACUGAUCGCAAUCUUAUAUCGGCAACAAAACACUAUAAAGGAAUAUGAGACUGUUUCUUCGACUGACUCUUGUUACCAUAACGGACCUUAAACUUUUUUUUUUUUUUUUUUAAAUAUCAGAGGAUUUUUUUUCUCUCUUUUUUUUUUUAAUAAGCCCCCGUUCUCCAAGCGGCAGAACGAACCCAUACGGUACUUGUAGCAAUGAUACAUGAUUGGACAUCUUUAAGAUGCAUUGUUCCUUUGUGAAAGGGUAAAACCGUAACUUAUAACAGGUGCAGACGCCUCAUUAGGAACCUGUCUGUCUUCUGAUUUGUACAUAGAAAGAGGCAGUGCCCGGCUGCUGUGCAGACAUUCUGGCAGGUAUCGGGCAAGUCACACAGAUGCUGCAAGGAGGAGUUAGAAUACAAGCACAUCCGGCAGCAGUUGGAUUAGGGUACAUUCGCCCCGCACUCACUAUUGUGCUGAGCAUUUUGCUUUGGGAUAUGCAGGCUGUACGAUUCUGUAUAUUCUCUCAGGCUAUUUCCCUUGCCAGAGACCUGAUCUCAUUGUUUUACACAUGUAUUGCCACUAAGUAUUGCCUGUAGGACAUAGUCCCAUUACCCCUCAAAAACAAGUUGGGGUCAUGUGUUACUGGACAGCUGCAGUCGGAGUUAUGGGGGAUACAUUCCCCAAUUUACUUGCAGCCCUCCCACUGUUGGCAACCAACCCCCAGAAUCUUCCCUGCCAGCCUUCAGCCUAAAAGGAACUGAAGGACCUUUCCUUGAUGUAAAUACUGAAAAUAUUUACCGUUUGCUACACUGUAUGUACUUUUAUAAAUAUUCUCCCAAGGCAGAUGCCUUCUUUGCCCAAUUCUAGCUGUCACAAUGGCUUCACCACUGUAUCCGAUUCAUGAAUGAAUCCUUUCCUUGAUCUCUCCAGAUCCCCUAUUGUUCAGCAGGAAUUUGGCAAUGAACUGUUUGUAAAACAAAAAGUGAUUAGUUUUGUCUGUUUGGUAACCAUUAUUGGUCAUAUUUAUAAAAACAACAAACUGGUUUGGAGGGGGUGAAAAAAAUUCCAUAGGCAUCCAAUAGAAAUUUGUUUUCCUAAAUAUGGCCCUGGUUGUUUGGGCGGGAGUGUGGGUUUAUUCUGUUUCUGGGGGGUCUGCUAAUGUCUUGGUAGUUCUGAACUGAUUUGGUGGGACCCCCAUGUCUCUGCUCUGAGUAUUCCCAGCCAGGGCAGAGGAAGAGGCUAAAGGAGUAGGUGCUGUGUAGCUAAUGGACAUUAUCCUUCAUUAUCCUACAUAUUGCAGUGACCUUUUAUUUCACAUUUAUUUAUUUUUAUCUUUUGUUACUGUAUAAAAGUCUCCUGUACCUUUUUUUUAUCCAAUGUCUGUCUGAAAAGAAAAUCCUAGUGUUGAAAUGAUGGUGUUAUUAUUCCGCGCACUGCUGUCUCGCCCGCUUCCCAGCUACCAUUGUGGGUUGUGCCCUGCACCCCAAUUAUUUCUCUUUAUUCACUUGAAGUUAAUCUCUUGGUGUGUCAGAUCUUGAUGACACGGAAAUUCCAGUAAUAGAAGAUAAGUCCAAAUGAGCCUGUAACGUGAUUUUAAGGGUGCAGGCUGCUCAUUGGUCUGCAAAUGCAGUAUGAUUCCAAUAUCUUUUGACAUAAUAUCAAGUAAAUGGGUUUUCUACUACAUAGUAACACAUUUGUCCUUCCAUCUUUAACAUCUUGUGGCACCAUUGCCAUUAAUGAGCCCUGUAGUAACGUCAUUUAAGGACCCCUUUAGGUUCAGGAAUGGGUGUUUUAUUUAUGUCAGGGCCCUGUUUGCCCCAGAAUUCACAAGGUCCACUUGCUUCGUAGUUAUGCCCCAGUUUAAAGGGGUACUAUUAUCAAAAUAACAUUUUUACAUUUGCCUGUAUAGUCACAGUUUUGCUGGAAAAUGACAUUUACUUCAAAAUCCCACUUUUCUGCCUAUUUGUUUGUCUGCUCUACUUGCCUCCAGGUGAGUCUCCGCCUGACGGUCUGUUGGUACAGAGGCAGUGGAGGAGUUAAGGGAAUAGCACAAGACCUUGUACUGAGUUGUGUUUCCUAUAGUAACUGUAAUACAAGUAUCACUUCUCUCACUAGGCUGCAGUGUUGUAAAUCAGUAAUUGGUGAUUUAGCUAAGGAUCACUUCUAGCUAUGCUGGCAGCAGAAUGACAAUAUGCCCAUUUGCACUCAGUGGUUAAAACAAAUAAAUCCUUUUUCAGUAUUAGCCACUUUAGCCUUACUCCUUAUUUUCAGGGUUCCCUGCAUGUUUGAAUGCUUGUGCCCCUUUAAACAAGGGCACUGAAGGCUGCAAUAUUACCAGGGCUGUGGGGUCUGUAAAUAAAUCUUUCGACUCCAACUCCUCUGUUUAUGGUCCCUCUGACCCCAACUCCAGGUACCAAAAUUGCUUCCAACUCCCCAGCCUUGAGUAUUACAGUGAAAUUGGGUGGGACAACCUUAUGGCUCAGCCUACUGACCUACUGCUAGCCCACUGGCAGAACUGCCAACUCCGGCUAUAGAGUGUCGCUUGCUGGUCCCUGAAUAAGCCAAUUGAAUAAGGCCACAGCUGGCAGUUUUGCAGCCCAAUGGUGCCGAAUAUGCCUUGCCCAAGAGUGGAGCCCAGUAAGCAGGAUGUUGAUGUGGCAUUUAAUUUGUCCUCUCUGCUGCCAUCACUCACGCCUGCCAUCUGCAUGGGGCCAGUGAGUUCUGAGUGUACCCCGUGGCACAGACUCACCGCAAAGAAACAUGAAUGGGCUACAGAAAUAAUUCCAAGGUUUCAGAAAACACUUAACCAGUAAAGGCCGCCAUCAAAAGUAUAUAUUUUUUAAAGCUAAAUUAUAUUUGAUGUCUCUCCCUUUUAAUAAAUCUUUUGUACACA
Molecule: messenger RNA, 5162 nt
Organism: Xenopus tropicalis (tropical clawed frog)
Lineage: Eukaryota; Metazoa; Chordata; Amphibia; Anura; Pipidae
Source: RefSeq, a predicted model, not a curated record